This is a messenger RNA of Racocetra persica, 240 nucleotides long. The record is from the annotation of a GenBank genome assembly. NCBI's taxonomy places the organism in Eukaryota, Fungi, Glomeromycota, Glomeromycetes, Diversisporales, Gigasporaceae.
AAAACCAAAAAAAAGAAAUUUCUCGAUUGAAAAAAGAACUCGAAAAGAAAGACGAAUUAUGCAAUAAAAACCAAUCCUCCAAAGAAAUAUUAGAUGCCAAAGUUAAAAAACUUCAAAAAGAAGUUGAUAAUUUAAACGAGCUGUUGCUCGAAUAUAAAUCUGAAUCAAAUACACUAAGGGAUGAAAAAAAUGAGAAAGAUGCAAUUAUCGAGUCUUUAAAUCAACAGUUAGAAGAUUUAA